Messenger RNA from Phacochoerus africanus (Common warthog), 955 nucleotides. RefSeq names its product EF-hand calcium-binding domain-containing protein 1-like. NCBI's taxonomy places the organism in Eukaryota, Metazoa, Chordata, Mammalia, Artiodactyla, Suidae. The record is from RefSeq and is a predicted model, not a curated record. The transcript has 4 exons. Bases 355 to 951 code for a protein of 198 amino acids. Gene Ontology annotation, molecular function: calcium ion binding.
AAUGCAGGAUCCUUAACCUGUUGUGCCACAGUGAGAACUCCUGUACACAUUUUGUGCUCGGGAAAUAUAAAUGGCAGUAAUAUCAACCCCAAAGAAAAGGUAAAUGUUGUAAUUGGUGUAAUAUCUCAGAGUAACAUUAACAAAAUCAUUGCAUUUAUACGAAGUGGUAACAUCCAUUGUUGCCCGUUUUUACAAUUACUUGAGAACCUUCUAUGUUUGGUUGCUGGAAUGUUGCCAUGUCACAUUCUUUGUUGGGCGGAGUGGUGAACUGUGGAAUCAUUGGCAACCCAGGACAUCCAGGCUUGGGACGAGGCUAUCUGAGAAAGUCUGCAGUGUAUUGAAGCCACACUCAACAUGGACCAGAAGGUUCUGAAGAAACUGGUGGAAUCCAUCAGUAGUACUGUCGAGAGCUUCAAAAAGAGUGAAGUCGAGUGUCUCAUAAGAAUUUUUUACAGCUUGGUGGAAAGAGCUGAUGUAAGACUCGAUAACAUUGGACUAGAUUGUAAUGCAUUUCAAAUGAUCCUGCAUAACAUAUUCGGAAUGACUGAUGAUGUACUGAUGAAUAGAGUGUUUUUUGCAUUUGACAAAGACAAUGAUAACCUCAUAAAUGCGAAAGAGUGGGUUAAAGGAUUAUCAGUGUUUCUUCGAGGGACUUUUGAAGAAAAGCUGAAGUUCUGUUUUGAAGUUUACUAUUUCAAUGGUGAUGGUUAUAUUUCUCGAGAGAAAAUAUUUGACAUGUUGAAGAACAGUCUACACCAACAGUCACCUGAAGAAGAGACUGAUGAAGGAAUAACAGAGUUGGUAGAUAUAACACUGAAGAAAAUGGUAAGAAUAAAAAACUAUAGUGCAUUAUAUCCAUUCAAGUGGAUACCAGAUAAAGUUAAAAGUGAUGAAAUGAUUUAUAUUCUUUCUUUCUUUUUUGUCUUUUGUCUUUUUAGGGCCGCACUGUGACACA